This is a messenger RNA of Penicillium brevicompactum, 1146 nucleotides long. RefSeq lists its product as uncharacterized. Bases 1 to 1146 code for a protein of 381 amino acids. Gene Ontology annotation, biological process: carbohydrate metabolic process; N-acetylglucosamine catabolic process; N-acetylneuraminate catabolic process. Gene Ontology annotation, molecular function: glucosamine-6-phosphate deaminase activity; identical protein binding. The record is from RefSeq and is a predicted model, not a curated record. Gene Ontology annotation, cellular component: cytoplasm. The transcript has 3 exons. Lineage: Eukaryota; Fungi; Ascomycota; Eurotiomycetes; Eurotiales; Aspergillaceae.
AUGUAUGUGCGACAGCUCUCUUUAUCGCAUAUCUCAUCUGGUAUAUUCACAGCGCUAAUACUCUACAGGCGUGUUAUCAUCAGAGAAGACCCUCGCUCGGCGUCUGUGUACAUCGCAGACUACAUCAUCAGCCGCAUCCAGGCUUUCAAGCCCACCCCGGAGCAGCCCUUCGUCCUCGGUCUGCCCACCGGCAGCAGCCCGGAGUUUAUCUACAAGAUCCUCGUGCAGCGCCACCGUGCCGGCGAGAUCUCUUUCAAGAAUGUCGUGACCUUCAACAUGGAUGAAUACGUGGGACUUCCUCGUGACCACCCGGAAUCCUACCACAGCUUCAUGUACAAGCACUUCUUCUCGCACGUGGACAUCCCCCCACAGAAUAUCAAUAUUCUCAACGGCGAAGCCACCGAUCUGACCGCGGAGUGUGCGGCAUUCGAACAGCGCAUCGCCCUCUACGGCGGUAUUGAGCUCUUCCUCGGCGGCGUCGGACCCGAUGGCCACAUCGCCUUCAACGAGCCUGGAUCCUCGCUCAACAGUCGCACCCGAGUCAAGACCCUCGCCUACGACACCAUCCUCGCCAACAGCCGCUUCUUCGGCAACGACGUCACCAAGGUGCCCCGCAUGGCCAUGACCGUCGGCAUCAAAACCAUCAUGGAGUCACGGGAGGUGGUCAUCGUAGCCACGGGCGCACACAAGGCCAUCGCCGUGCAGAAGGGACUCGAAGAGGCCGUGAACCACAUGUGGACACUGUCCGCGCUGCAGCUCCACCAGCACCCACUGGUUGUGUGUGAUCGGGACGCGACUCUCGAACUCAAGGUCAAGACGGUUCGAUACUUCGAAUCCAUCGAGCAGGCUGGAACCGAUGCCCGCACCCAGGGACCCGCUCUGGUCUACCGGCCCCGGACUUAUGUUCCGGGCCCCAUGCCCAAGACCCCCAAGACUGCGCAGCAGGAGACCCCCGAUCGAACCCCCGAGAAGGUUCCUAAGGAUCUGCGCAUCAAUACCGAGUUGCACCACGCCAUGGAGGAUGACGAGCUUACUCCCGAUAGCAUGUCUUCGCGCCUCGUGGACUCGGCCAUUGGUGGUUUGGACGGAACCAUCAAGAGUGAUCUGAUCUUCGACCGUAUGGGCACUCGCAUGACUGCGCUGUAG